AUGUCGCUAUCUCAGAAAGGUGGAGUGCUACUUUACGAUGAAGAUGGACACGAGUAUCGGAAGGACAAAACAAUCCGAAAAGGGGUAGCUACAGCUUAUCGUUGUACGAAAACAAACUGCCGGGGAAGGAUGCAUAAAGAUGAAGCAACUGGAGUCCUUUCUGUCACCAACGAGCACGCUAUGACCUGCCUGCCAUUGAAAGAAAAAGAAGAGAUACGUGGAAUACACUGUGGCGCCAAAAACGAUCGGAUUGCUGGAGUUCCGACGAAGGAAAUUAUUAAACGACGUGUUCUCGGAGCUCGCCCACACUUAUUGCCUUAUCUCAAUGCCAAGGGUAUUCAACAAAUGGCUCGUCGGCAAGUCAAAAUCGAUGGUGAUAGAGAUUGGCCUGCUCCGGUCACUGGAACUUUUCGGGUUUUAUUCUUACGAUAUGAUAACUGCUCAAACUACCCAGCUCCACACGCAAACGCAAUUAAAUUCUUUGCUACUGAUUGGGGAAUCGAUAUGUUACUUCAGCACCCUAUUUGGAGUAUUGAUGGCACGUUUUAUGCGGCUCCCUUUGGCGACGUCUUUGGUCUGGUCAAACAAUUGGGAUUACCACCACCAACAAAAAUUAAAACAGAUAUGGAGCUGGCUAUUGUCAACGGUUUUAUGGCAGUCUAUGGCAACACAUCAACCAUACAUUUCUGUUGUUUUCAUUUCUUCAAGGCCAUCUUUCGCAAAAUUAAGGAGAAGAAACUACAAGACAUCUAUUGUGAUUCAAAUAUGUUUGUCUACGUGAAAGGAUUGCUUGCACUGACAUUCAUAAGACCUGUUGAUGUCUUGCGAUAUUUUCGUGUACUACGAGAUGAAGCCUUCAAACAAAUUCCCUCCCUUAUUAAUGAGUUACAAGGCUUAUAUUCGUACUUCGAAAAAUCUUUUGUUGGAUUUGUUCAAAAUAGUCGCUUCAUUCGACCAACACACUCCAUUGAAACGUGGAACUCGUAUGAUACAAUCUGUCGUGGCGAACAACUUGGCAACUCGUCUCAAGAAUCUUACAAUUCUUUACUAAAAGCUCUUACUUCACGAUGUUCUGCUCGUUAUGUUGCUCAAAAGCUACUAGAUAUUCAAGAAGACUUCGAAAAAACGUCUUCUUGCGGCUACAUCUCGGCACAUGACUCUACCUCAAUCUUCGCCUCAAUCGUCGAAAGUUCUUCACGGCCAUCGUGUAAGAAAAGUUGCGGUUCAAAAUGGAUCGUUGGG
This is a messenger RNA of Mesorhabditis belari, 1242 nucleotides long. The record is from the annotation of a GenBank genome assembly. Lineage: Eukaryota; Metazoa; Nematoda; Chromadorea; Rhabditida; Rhabditidae.